Messenger RNA from Cynocephalus volans (Philippine flying lemur), 2639 nucleotides. RefSeq names its product transient receptor potential cation channel subfamily C member 1 (gene TRPC1). Gene Ontology annotation, cellular component: cation channel complex; plasma membrane. Gene Ontology annotation, molecular function: protein binding; inositol 1,4,5 trisphosphate binding; store-operated calcium channel activity. The record is from RefSeq and is a predicted model, not a curated record. The transcript has 13 exons. The coding region runs from base 245 to 2623 and encodes 792 amino acids. Gene Ontology annotation, biological process: regulation of cytosolic calcium ion concentration; calcium ion transmembrane transport. Lineage: Eukaryota; Metazoa; Chordata; Mammalia; Dermoptera; Cynocephalidae.
CCGGCUGGGGAGAGGGCGCUGGCCCCGGGGCCGCGCAUGCGCCGCCACCAACCUGGGGCUGUCCGUGGAGGGCGAGUACUGGCUGCGAGGGGAGGCGACGCCCUUCGGGGCGAACGGGCCGCGCGCAGAGGGGGCCGUGGGGACGACCCAUCCCUUUUCCAACCCUGGGGCUGGGCUGGGGUCGGGGCCGGGGCCGGUGGGGGCCCCGCCCCCGUCUCCUGGCCUGCCCCCUUCAUGGGCCGCGAUGAUGGCGGCCCUGUACCCGACCACGGACCUCACGGGCGCCGCCUCCUCCUCAUUGCCUUCCUCCCCCUCCUCUUCGUCGCCAAACGAGUUGAUGGCGCUGAAGGAUGUGCGGGAGGUGAAGGAGGAGAACACGCUGAAUGAGAAGCUUUUCUUGCUGGCGUGCGACAAGGGUGACUAUUAUAUGGUAAAAAAGAUUUUGGAGGAAAACAGUUCAGGUGACUUGAACAUAAAUUGCGUAGAUGUGCUUGGGAGAAAUGCUGUUACCAUAACUAUUGAAAACGAAAACUUGGAUAUACUGCAGCUUCUUUUGGACCACGGUUGUCAGUCCGCAGAUGCACUUUUGGUGGCAAUCGACUCUGAAGUAGUGGGAGCUGUUGAUAUACUACUUACUCAUCGACCAAAACGAUCAUCAAGACCAACUAUAGUAAAAUUAAUGGAACGAAUUCAGAAUCCUGAGUAUUCAACAACUAUGGAUGUUGCACCUGUCAUUUUAGCUGCUCAUCGUAACAACUAUGAAAUUCUUACAAUGCUCUUAAAACAGGAUGUAUCUCUACCCAAGCCCCAUGCAGUUGGCUGUGAAUGCACAUUGUGUUCUGCAAAAAACAAAAAGGACAGCCUCCGACAUUCCAGGUUUCGUCUUGACAUAUAUCGAUGUUUGGCCAGUCCAGCUCUAAUAAUGUUAACAGAGGAGGAUCCAAUUUUGAGAGCAUUUGAACUUAGUGCUGAUUUAAAAGAACUAAGCCUUGUGGAGGUGGAAUUCAGGAAUGAUUAUGAAGAACUAGCCCGGCAAUGUAAAAUGUUUGCUAAAGAUUUGCUUGCACAAGCCCGGAAUUCACGUGAAUUGGAAGUUAUCCUAAACCAUACAUCUAGUGAUGAGCCUCUUGACAAACGGGGAUUACUAGAAGAAAGAAUGAAUUUAAGUCGUCUAAAACUUGCUAUCAAAUAUAAUCAAAAAGAGUUUGUCUCCCAGUCUAACUGCCAGCAGUUCCUGAACACUGUUUGGUUUGGACAGAUGUCAGGUUACCGACGUAAGCCCACCUGUAAGAAGAUAAUGACUGUUUUGACAGUUGGCAUCUUUUGGCCAGUUUUGUCACUUUGUUAUUUGAUAGCUCCCAAAUCGCAGUUGGGCAGAAUUAUUCACACACCUUUUAUGAAAUUUAUUAUUCAUGGAGCAUCAUAUUUCACAUUCCUGCUGUUACUAAAUCUGUACUGUCUUGUCUACAAUGAGGAUAAGAAAAACACAAUGGGGCCAGCCCUUGAAAGAAUAGACUAUCUGCUUAUACUGUGGAUUAUUGGGAUGAUUUGGUCAGACAUUAAAAGACUCUGGUAUGAAGGGUUGGAAGACUUUUUAGAGGAAUCUCGUAAUCAACUCAGUUUUGUUAUGAAUUCCCUUUAUUUGGCAACCUUUGCCCUCAAAGUGGUUGCUCACAAUAAGUUUCAUGAUUUUGCUGAUCGGAAGGACUGGGAUGCAUUCCAUCCUACGCUGGUGGCAGAAGGGCUUUUUGCAUUUGCAAAUGUUCUGAGCUAUCUUCGUCUUUUUUUUAUGUAUACAACCAGCUCUAUCUUGGGUCCAUUACAGAUCUCAAUGGGACAGAUGUUACAAGAUUUUGGAAAGUUUCUUGGGAUGUUCCUUCUUGUUUUGUUUUCUUUCACAAUUGGACUUACACAACUAUAUGAUAAGGGCUAUACUUCAAAUGAACAGGACUGUGUGGGCAUCUUCUGUGAACAGCAAAGCAAUGAUACCUUCCAUUCGUUCAUCGGUACUUGCUUUGCUUUGUUCUGGUAUAUUUUUUCCUUGGCACAUGUGGCAAUCUUUGUCACAAGAUUUAGCUAUGGAGAAGAAUUGCAAUCCUUUGUUGGAGCCGUUAUUGUUGGUACAUACAAUGUUGUGGUUGUGAUUGUGCUUACCAAGCUGCUGGUGGCAAUGCUUCAUAAAAGCUUUCAGUUGAUAGCAAAUCAUGAAGACAAAGAAUGGAAGUUUGCUCGAGCAAAGUUGUGGCUUAGCUACUUUGAUGACAAAUGUACAUUACCCCCACCUUUCAACAUCAUUCCUUCACCAAAGACUAUCUGCUAUAUGAUUAGUAGCCUCAGUAAGUGGAUUUGCUCUCAUACAUCAAAAGGCAAGGUCAAACGGCAAAACAGUUUAAAGGAGUGGAGAAAUUUGAAACAAAAGAGAGAUGAAAACUACCAAAAGGUGAUGUGCUGCUUAGUGCAUCGUUACUUGACUUCCAUGAGACAGAAGAUGCAAAGUACAGAUCAGGCAACUUUGGAAAAUCUAAAUGAGCUGCGCCAAGAUCUGUCAAAAUUCCGAAAUGAAAUAAGGGAUUUACUUGGCUUUCGGACGUCUAAAUAUGCUAUGUUUUAUCCAAGAAAUUAACCACCUUCUAAAUCAU